Molecule: messenger RNA, 3460 nt
Organism: Danio rerio (zebrafish)
Lineage: Eukaryota; Metazoa; Chordata; Actinopteri; Cypriniformes; Danionidae
Source: RefSeq, a predicted model, not a curated record
AGGACGACGGUUUGAGAGAGAGAAAGAGAGAGAGAUGUGGGGGGAGUGGAGCGGGGCCAUAUAAAACCCCUGGAGCACAAGCCAUGCUUUAUCCUGUGACCCGCUCAAUUCUGUCUCAAGCACAGGAAACCCCUAAACUCUACGAGCCCUGCCCCAGCGCCUGCACACACACACUCUCACACACCUCAGCGCGCUCAUAGAGGAGAAUGGCUGUGCGAAGAAUGAAUGAGCUCUGGAAAUCCAUGCCUCUGGCUUUAAUGUUCGGCUUGCUUUUACUGCACGGUUGUCAAGGACAAGAUGAAGCAGGUGCAUCAACUACUUCACAAUCAGUUGGAGCAGAAACAAAUCCAACAACAGCAGCAGCAAUGAUAGCAGAUGUACAGGGAACAGAACAGCCAGCAACUUCAGGAUUAGAAACACAGUCAAAUUAUACAUUAUCCGGUACAGCUGUCACAAACCAAGAAAUAAUUGAAAAGACUACUAACAGCAGUCUAAUGCCUCAACAAGGAAACAUAAACCCAACCACAGUGAACCCCACCCCAGAACGAAAAAACAACAUCACUGAUGACAGCAAAGGUGGCCGUGGGGUUAUAUCUGACCAAUCAGAAACCUCUAUCAAUGAAACAGUAAAAGUGAUUAACUUUGAUGGCAAACAGGAAACAAGCAAAGAAUCCGGAUCUUCAGAUGCUAAAGCUAAAGCAGACAAGGAUACCACCUCCGGGGGUUCAUCUUCUGCUGUUUUUGUAUCUGUGCUAUUGACUGGCUUACUGCUUGCUGGUAUAAUAGUUGGCAUUUACUACUUCAAAUGUCAUCGCCGAACCAACGGUAAAGGCAUGAAACUGGCUGAAGAGUCAUACACGGCAGAUGAGGAGAACCAAGGCAAUACUCUUGUAUCGGUGGCCCCACUGAACCAACCUGAGCCCCAGGAGAAACCCAGUCUUAACGGCGAGUCGCAAGAGGCAGUGAAGCCCCAGACUCCUCCUGCCGCCACCAAUGGCCACUCCACAACCAAGACGGCAGACACUGAGCUGUGAAUGAGCUGUUCUGCCACCCAGGGUCUGGGUUAAACACUCACUCCCUGCCCCUUACACCCAAAACAAUCUUCUGCAUACUGAUCUUGGCCAUCAAGGGUUAAGAAAGACUCAAAUUCCCACAAUGAAUGUAAAUACUUUGCAAAAUGUUCCACUUAAAGUCAUACGAAACGAUAGGCAAGACUAAAAUAUGGAAUAUAACUAUAUAGGAUGAAAAUGGGAUGAAAUAAUUGGUCAAUAACCUGCUCCCUAAGCGUACCUGCUUUAAUGAUCUAUGAAAAGGUUGUAAUGCUUUAUAAAAAAUGCAAUUUUUAGGUAGCUAGUAUAGCUUCUGGAUUUAGUGGUUAAUUCGUAUUCAUUUGUAUGAUUUAAUUCGUACAUUUUAGUACCAUAAGCUUAUCCCCCAAUGAGGGGUAGGGUUUGGUGCCAAGCCUCCCUUUAAAACAGAAUGAAAUCGUAUAAAGUUCCACGAAUUAGCCACUUUUCUGGCGUAAAAUAGUUACGUUUUAUUGUGAGAUUGGACUAAUUAUAAAUGUAGCUGUAAACAAGCAGCUAUGACCGUGAUGAUACAUGAUAUUAUAGAAAUUUUAUCAAAACUCGAUGCAAAAAAAAGGUAUUAGUCCCAUGAUGCAACCCUUAAGUAUAAUGGGGUGGGGAACCUUUCCCAUGAGUCAUUGCUGGCUUUCAUAAGAGCAACCCAGGCUGGAACAAAAUGUCGGGAGGAUCCCAACUUCUGUCUCAGUGCUCCACAGCUUCCAGCUGGGUGUUAAUCGCAUCACAUCACACUAGAAAGAAACAUUCGGAAUCCAAUAGACAUGAGUUGUGUUUUUGUUUGCAAUGGGUUGUUUGUGUGUUGCUAGACUGUAUGGCGUGUUCUAUAUGUUUGUGUACAGUAUGAUUUGACUAGUUUAUAGUCUUGUAUAAUUUUGUUAAUAUCACUGCAUGACAAAGUAAUGAUUUCUGGAGUUAAGCUGAGGAUAAAAAACAAAUUCAGUUUGAGUGUCAACGUCAACUCCAUUUCAUUGCUGCGAACAACCCUUAACGUAAAAAAAAAAAAUCCAACAAAUUGCUGCAAAGCCAAUAAGCGCUCAGGGUAACAGCUAAAUGUUAUCUGCCAUUUCUGGAUUGAGUUACAGCUUUACCGUACUUUGUAAACCAGUAUUAUGCUCUUUUUUUGUAAUAUUUGUAUUCUAGUCAUUUAGAUGUAGUGUUGAAUGACUGACUCCAUUGUUUGAAUGACCUGCCUUAAUUAUUAGAAGUUUCUUGGGUGGGUGUGGUUUAUUUUGUAUCUACAUUUGCUACUACACUGUACAUCAUGCUUUAGUCAAAAAAAAAUUAUGUAAUUGGGUGCAGCCAUGAAAUCAUCGCCUUAAGUUUUAGUAGAUUCACUCCAAUACAAUAAGGGAAACGUGCAGACAAAAAUAGCAUUUUCCAACCAUGUUUUGUUUUAAUGGAUGGACUUCACCCCAAAAUGAAGAUUUCGUCAUUUUUUAAUCGCAUUAAAGCUGUUUUUCUUCUGUUGAACAAUGGUGAAACAAUGGUGGUAAUCAAAAAGCUAACAGCACACACCAAAAAAAAAAAAGUUGGGUUGUAUCAAUCAAAAUAUGGGUAUAAAUGGACAUACCGAACUGUUGGGUUUAAAGUUGGUUGGGUUUGUCCAUAUUCUACUCAGAUUUGAGUUUAAAAAAAUCCAGCUUUUCAUAGUGCACCCACUGACCGCUAUACUAAACUAUGGAUGCAAGUCAUGAUUUUGCCAAGUACGAUGUGGUCCUGGAACAUAAUUUUUGUUCGAAAAUGUAAAUCCAUACCUAUUCCCUACCCCUAAACCCAACCAUAACUGAAAAUGAUUCCCCAAAUCAGAGGACAAUAAUAGUUGGAUAACAAUCAUGUAGAAGUGCAUAAACUCAACCAAAUCAUAAACAUAAACAGUAAAGGUAUUCCUUAAUUCUGAUUGGCUGAUUGGAAUGUUGUUCCAGGAUAAACACUUGGUAAAAUAAGGUUAGGAACUAUGACCAAGGACAGUCCAAUGCCUAUACUCCAGUCAACAUUCUUCAAAAUAUCUUAAUUUGAGUCAUCAGUAGAAAAAAACUCAAAAAGUUUUGGAUAAGUAUAAAGUGGGUAAGUGAUUACAGAAUUAAAGCUUUGGGUGGACUAUCUUUUUAAACACUUUAAGCCUCUCAAAAUGAUUUGAGGUCAAAAUUUGGUGCUAGAGUGAUUGCUUCUCUUGAAAUAAACCAUUAAAAAAUAAACUGUAUGUUUAAAUGUUCAAUAUGAACAUAUCUGCAUAUGAAUAACCUGUCUUUUAUUUUUCAGUGAUGAUACUUUAUUUUAACAUUCCGGUGUUCUGUCAUAUUUUGGAUCAGUGUACUAGCAUUGUGUUAAACUGAUGUAUGUUUGUGAUAGGAAUAAAGUUUUGGAAAAUAAAUUGA